CCGCUUGUUCGUGUUAGAAAAUGGCGCUCGAUGCCAUCGUCGCCUUCGUGCAGCAGAACCCCAUCCUCGUGCUGAUGGUCCUCUACAUCUUCUACCGCAUGUUCCAGUCGCGCCAGCCGUGGCCGGACUACGGCGGCAACAUCACUGCUGUCAAGUCGCUCGAGGAUUGGCGGAGCCUGCUGAAUGGGAGCAGCCUCACGCUCGUGGACUGCUAUGCGACGUGGUGCCCUCCCUGCAAGGCGGCCGCGCCGGUCUUUGCGAGGAUGAGCGAGGAGUACCCCGACGUCACCUUUGCAAAGGUGAACGUGGACGACGCAGCCGACGUGGCAAAGCAGCUGGGCAUCUCGGCGAUGCCGACCUUCAAGCUCUUUCGAGGCAGCGAGGAGCUCGGCACGCAGCGCGGUUGGUCCGAGGGGCAGGUGCGGGAGAUGCUCGACAAGGCGGGCGCGGUCAAGGGGGCGCAGGCGGGAGCAAAGGCAGAGUGAGGCGGCCGGCGUUUCGCGCCCAGGCGCUGUGUGGUAUUUGUGUGUGCUCGCUCUCCAACUACGCGCGAUUCGAGAUCGCACGGCGCGUGGAGGACCGGCUCGGGCCCUCGCUCGGCGUCGCCGCGCGUCUGUCUCGCUUCGUGCCAGACACUCAGCACUCAGGCUCUUCUCUUUUCCAGUAUAUGUGAGCGUCACACCGGCUGUGCGCUGUGCCCAGGGGAGUCUUACUAACCAUGUAAAAGGCGGGGCGCGGAGAGGA
Molecule: messenger RNA, 744 nt
Organism: Emiliania huxleyi CCMP1516
Lineage: Eukaryota; Haptophyta; Isochrysidales; Noelaerhabdaceae
Exons: 4
Coding region: 21-485 (154 amino acids)
Source: RefSeq, a predicted model, not a curated record